Molecule: messenger RNA, 2073 nt
Organism: Hemicordylus capensis (graceful crag lizard)
Lineage: Eukaryota; Metazoa; Chordata; Lepidosauria; Squamata; Cordylidae
Product: trafficking regulator of GLUT4 1-like
Exons: 3
Coding region: 333-851 (172 amino acids)
Cellular component (GO): membrane
Source: RefSeq, a predicted model, not a curated record
GCAGCCUCUGCCCGGUGCCUGCUGCUGCCGGCGCCCCGCGCCUGCGGCGAUCAAGACAACAGGGCCGGGCCUGGCUCCUCCCCUGUGAGCUCAGCGCCUCUGCCUGAGCUGGCAGCCUGUGCGCAAAGUUGCCAAAGGGCGCCUGGAGGGAAGGAGGCGAGCAGCAGCGCCGCGGAGGGGAGCGAGGCGUGGCUGGAAGGAGGCGAGCAGGAGGGGCGGCAGAGCGGCCGAGGAGGAAGAGGAGACGAGCCGUCCCAGCGGACGGGCGGGCGCCCCAGCAGAACGCGCUGCCGCCGCUCCCUGCCUAGGCUGAUGGGCGUCUAGCCAGAGCCAUGGCCACCAGCGCGGACGGGCAGCUGCUGGAGAAGGCGCCGGCCGAGGCGCAGGAGAACCAGCAGCUGCUGCUGCGGGCGGGCGGCGGCUGCAACAACGGGGCCCCCCCGGCGAUGGCCAAGUCCUUGUCGGGCGAGCCGCUGGCGGCCAGCAACGGCCGCCACAGCCCUCCCUGCCGCCGCGCCGGCUCCCAGGGAGAGGGCCAGCUCUCCCCGUCGAGGCUCAGCCUGGGGCGCGCCUCGUCCACCGCCACCACCUCCAACCUGCAGGAGGCCGGCCGCGCCUCGCCCGACUACCUGCUGCUGGCCAUCCUCUCCUGCUUCUGCCCCGUCUGGCCCGUCAGCAUCCUCGCCCUCGUCUUCUCCAUCCUGUCCAGGAACUCCAAUCAGCAAGGGGAUGUGGACGGCGCCUGGAGGCUGGGGCGCGUGGCCAGGUUCCUCGGCAUCCUCUCCAUCGUGCUGGGCUUCGUCAUAAUCGUCAUCUGUGUGAUUAACUUUACAGGGAUCCUGAAAGCAUGAGCCGAGGGCUGUGUGGAUGCCUCCUGCCUUCGUAGGGGUCUUCCAGCUCUGAGCAACUGCAAAGGAGGGCUUUGGAGUGGGAGGCCCUGUCCCCUCGGACAGAGGGGGCACUUGCAUUUUCUCCCCUCCCCUUCUGGAGCACAGGUUUGGCUUUUGCGGGGAAGCAAAACGGAGGAUCCUGCCUCUGGACAAAGCAGGAGGCUGGGAAUGCUUGACCGACGCCACCCACCAAGAUGAGGGUGGAAGAGAGGAAGGGGUGGGAGAGGCGUUGCCCGGCAGAGGAUCCUCCUCCUUGGGAGGAGAGCAUAAGAGGUUUGGCUGAGGCAGACCUUCUCCGCACCCCCAGCUCUGGAACAAGGGCCCACAAGCCCAAGGAGAAGACCCAUCGGCUGCAGAGAACGUCCAAAGCAUGCUUCUCUCUCUCUGCAACGCCAACUCUGGAUGCCCUAGCAAAUGGGGGUGGGUGGGUUUCCUGUGGGGGACUUUUGUACUUUUGAUGCAAAAGAAAGAAAGAAAGAAGCCGGACAUUUGCAUGCCUGUAGAAGUGCCCUCCGAAACGCUCCCCGGAGCUGGACAUUGGGACAGCCUGGGGCCAUUGCUUGGAGACAGGAUGUUUUCAUCCUGGAGGAGGCGAAAGCAACGCUGAGUCUCCAGCCCGUCGCGGGAGUACCACUCCCACCCCAGCCACCAUGGCGGAACGCCAUGCACCCACAGAUCUACGUUCCUGACAAGAGGCAAGUAUUAAUUAAUGGGUCAAGCAAGGAAGCCCGGCACGCCUGGGUCCCAGCCCUGCCUUUGCAGGGACUGGAGAUUAGGGUCAGUGAUGUUGUGGACUACAACUCCCAGAAUUCCCAGCAGCAGCGGCCUUUGCUUGGGGGUUCUGGGAGUUGUAGUCCACAACAUCUGGGAAUCCAUGUGAGUGGGUUUAGAUCCUGCACUGCGAAAAUGCCCGAUGCGCUAGCCGUACUCAUGGCUCCGUCCUUGGCAGAAGACACUUGGGAGUCAAAGUGGAAAGUUUGCAUUUCUUAAGCCCAUCUUUAAAUUCCAUGUUGGUGGUCAGAAUUGCCAAGGGGGAGUGUCCUUUCUUUGGGAUCAAGGUUUCUUUUUAUUCCAUUUUCCUGCAAGGUGAUGUAUCAUUUUCUUUAUAUUUCUUGGCAUGAGGAAAAUAAUAAUAAUUAAAAAAGAUACCAUGCAUGGUCAAAAUGAUAACCAUUGUGCUUGA